CGAGAUGUUACCGGUGGAUUUCAUUUUUCUUUCACCUUCGCUAGAACGCGAGCGCGCACGUUUAAAAGGCGUACGGCUUGCCGUCAAUGGUCAGUGUUGAGCCGUCGUUGAAUUGAGGAACAUCUUCUGAAAGACGUUGUUGUUCCCCUAAUCAGUCAACACAUUUCACCACAAAGCUAUUCAUUCAAAAGACCUCGCCAUGAAGGCAGUAGCAAUUCUACCAUUUUUGGUUGCGACGGUCUUGGCUGCUCCGCAGUAUGGACCUGCACCACAAGUCGCCGAGCAAACAGCUCCAGUCACAGCUGAUCAAUGGGCUUCACUAAACCCUUACGGAAGCAAUUCCAAUGCUUACCCUGCCGAAGAGAGGCCUCAAAUUGAAGAAAUCCAGAGGCAGUGGGCCAAAUUCCUUGAGUACUUGCCAUGGCUCAAGGGACCUGCUGGCCCACCUGGUCCUCCUGGUGCUCCUGGGACUGCUGGUUCUGCUGGAGCUUCUUCCGGUGGUUAUGGUGGUAGCUACAGCCAACCCCAACAAACUACGGUAGUUGGACCACCAGGACCACCUGGCGCCCCUGGACCUGCUGGACCGAAGGGAGAAACAGGAAAUGCUGGAAAUCCAGGAACACCUGGAGGACCCGGACCUGUUGGCCCUGCCGGACUUAAUGGUGGACCUGGUGGACCUGGACCAGCAGGCGAACGUGGCUCUAAUGGAGCUCCCGGCGCUCCUGGAGGUCCAGGAGGACCAGGAGCUAAGGGAGAAGCCGGCCUUAACGGAGCACCUGGUCGAAAUGGAGCUCCUGGAACACCUGGUAAAGAUGGCUUUAACGGACUACCUGGAUUCGCAGGACCCAAGGGCGAAGCUGGCUCACCCGGAGUAACUUUGCCCUCAAAUCAACCUGGACCUGCCGGUGCUCCUGGCGCUCCUGGCAAAGAUGGAGCUCCAGGUUUUCCUGGCGGUCCCGGACCUGUCGGUCCUGUUGGUCCAGCUGGCCCAGUCGGGCCAGCUGGCAGACCUGGUACAAAUGGUUUCCCGGGAGGACCUGGCCCUAAAGGAGAAGCUGGAACUCCAGGUAGCCCCGGUGGUCCUGGCAGAGAUGGCCAACCUGGUGCCCCAAGUAGACAACCUGGACCAGUUGGACCUGCCGGACCCGCUGGACAACCCGGUGCCCCCGGAGGCCCUGGCAAGGACGGAUUCCCAGGUGGACCAGGAGCCCCAGGUAAAGAUGGACUUCCAGGCGGACCAGGUUUCCCAGGCGGUCCCGGACAACCAGGCAAUCCAGGCAAAGAUGGUCUUAACGGAGGCCCCGGCGCUCCUGGCUUCCCAGGCGGACCCGGACCAGUUGGACCUCAGGGAAAACCCGGUGCUCCAGGUUUCAAUGGCGGACCUGGACCAGCUGGACCCGUUGGACCGAUCGGUGGCCCCGGACCUCAAGGUAAACCAGGUACAGCUGGUUUACCCGGUGGACCAGGACCUCAAGGACCACAAGGAGGCCCCGGACCACAAGGGGGUCCAGGUAGUCCAGGUCAAAAUGGAGCACCAGGUGGCCCUGGACAACCUGGCCCUGUUGGUCAACCCGGUGCAGCUGGCAGUGUAGUCACAGUCCCAGCCCCAGCUGAACAGCCUUCUUACCCAGCGCCAGUUGAACAACCCUCAUACCCAGCUCCAGCUCAGCAACCGUCUUGGCCCGCACCAGCUCCAGCUCAGUCGUCGUGGUCUGCUCCAGCUCCAGCUCAGUCGACAUGGUCGGCCCCAGCUCCAGCUCAAUCUUCAUGGUCAGCUCCUGCUCAGCCCGCAUUCCAGCCGUUGCAAUCCGCCUACGGACGAUAAAUUCACGAAGAUCGCAACUAUCGGCUGAACGUCAGCGUUUGUACAUUCAAACGAAUAUCUCUUGACAGAAAGAAAACUAUACGCUACAUUUCACAUUCCUCACCUUCGCAAAAUGAUGAUCACUUCAUAUGACUAAAGUUGAUUGAUGUAAACUAGCAAAUGUGAAGUGCGUUUUAAUAUACAAAUAUGUACACUAAA
Daphnia pulicaria is the source of this 2023-nucleotide messenger RNA. Its product is annotated as collagen alpha-1(III) chain-like. The transcript is spliced from 5 exons. NCBI's taxonomy places the organism in Eukaryota, Metazoa, Arthropoda, Branchiopoda, Diplostraca, Daphniidae. The record is from RefSeq and is a predicted model, not a curated record. The coding region runs from base 200 to 1825 and encodes 541 amino acids.